CUUCACCCCCUCCAUUCAUUUCAUUCGCACACACAGUCGCAUCCCAGCAGCGCCCUCCCCUCCUGUUUCUCUCCGCCUGGAAAGAUGGCUGCUCCGGUGCUGCUGAGAAGCUCCGGCCCGCCGCUCUGCCCGAGCUUCGCGGAGGUCUGUUCGUUCCUGGAGCGGUACGGAGCAGUGCUGGACCUGCCCGAGAUGACUUUCCCGCAGAUGGAGAGAUAUCUGCGGGACACAACGACAGUUCCUAAACCCCUGGUGGAGCUCCACGUGAAGCUGCUCAGAAAACUGGGGAGGUCUGUGACCACUGACCGCUGGGAGAAAUACCUGGCUAAGGUGUGCCAGGAGCUGAACAGCACCUGGGCCUGGGAGCUGGAACAGAAGGGCUACCAGGAGAUGUCCAUGGAGUGCAAGUCAUGCAUCCUAAAAUAUCUCUGCGAGUGUCAGUUUGAUGACAACCUGAAGUUCAAGAUGGCGAUCAAUGAGGAGGACCCAGAGAAGAUGCGCCUCCAGCCGAUAGGCCGGGACCAGCAGGGCCUGAUGUACUGGCUGCAGCUGGACCCUGAGCAGAACAUCCGCCUGUACACGGAGGAGCAGGACGACCUGGACGGCUCCACCUGGAAGUGCAUCGUCAGGAACCGCACCGACCUGGCGGAGGCUUUGGAGCUGCUAAAGGGCCAGGUUGAACCCAAACAGAGUCAGGACCAGGACCAGAACCAGGACCUGGAUAGGAGCGCCAGCCCCACACAGACAGGUGCAGUUGGUGAGGCUGCUGGAAGCACCCUGACCCCAGAGGAACACACUGACCUUGUAAAGGCAGAGGAACACCUAACAGAAGUGAUAAAGCUGGAGCACCCCCAGCUGGGGAACACUGAGGUGAAGGAAGAGAAGACAGAACACAUAUCAUCACCUGUCUUUGACAACCGCGUGAGCACCAUAACCACCGUCAUCAAAUCAGAAUCCAGGGACACUGACAAUCCAAAAAAUGCUGUGUCGGUUGUCAUGGCACCAGGUGCGACUGUGACAAAGCAGGAAGUUAACAAGGAGGAGGAAGUGGAGCGGGCUGUGGUCACUCGCAGCGAGCAGGCCAAGAUACCACUGAAGAAGAGGGAGCUGAAGCUGGCGGAGAGCUUCAGUAACCACCUGAAGAACAGCAGCAUCAUCGUGUGCAACCCCUCCGUCAUCCAGGCCAAGGAGGGGAAGCUGCCGCUGCCCCCCCCCCCCUCGCAGCAGCUCCUGGUCACUGCAUCAAGUCCAGAACUGAGCAACGGAAGGGCCCCUAUGCCCCCGCCCCACAAAGAGGGUCACAAUGGAGUCAUAGGGGUCAUAGGUCAGGUCGGCGUUAUAGGUCAUGUAGGAGUCAUCCGCAGCCCGCUGGAGCGCCAUAGAGCCUCCGGGGCUGAGCAGCAGGAACUAAACGGGCCCAGUUCAGACCAGCGGGGGGGGGAAGACAGGGAGGUGAGCCGGCAGUCAGUGCUGGUGAGGAAGGGGGCUGCUGAGGGGGAGACGAUGACAGCAGCAGCCAGCGCUCCUCCUCCUGCUCCUGCUCCUGCUCCUGCAGCCAUGGACACUCAGACAACCAGGAACCCGCCGCUGCCAUCCCUGAAAUGUGUUCCUCUGCCUGACGCUGCAGAGAGCCCCUCCUCACUGUCCCUGCCCUCAGAGGACCCUCAGGGACACACUGCAGAGGACCAGGGUCAACAAGUAACUGAGGAGCAGCUACACAGGGAGAGGAAGACUGGACACAGCAGUGAGGAGAGGGAGGAGAGGGAGGGGGGGGGUGUGUCUGGAUGCCCUGUGGAAGAAGGAGGGAGUAAAGAUGACCAGGACAAAAGUCAAAGCUCUUUAGCAAAGGUGGAGGCAGAGCCCGAGAGCAUCUCUCACACUCUGAGAACAGUUGACCAGGAGGAGAAAAAGGAGCAGCAGGGAGGGGGGGUCAAUUGUGGGUCGGCUGCCCAGGUCAGGGUGAAGGACACUGGGCUUGCAUCAGGGGAGAGGCAGGGUCCCCUGGAGGAAGCCUCCUCUGAGCUCCAGAAAGAAGGAAUCAGGCUGAAAAUCAAGAUCCCCCCCCAUCGCAGGAGCAAGCUGAGGGGGAAAGGGGGAAAGGAGGGGCAGAAAGAGAGGGAGGAGGAGGAGGUGCAAGAUGAAGGGAGGAUGCUCAGGAGAUCCUCCAGGAUCUGCAGAUCAUCUGCUUUGCCAAACUGCAGGCCAAGCUCCAAGGCUGAGGAGAGCCAGAGAAAGAAACCUACAAAAACACAGGCACUCUCUAACAGAAUGAGGGAGGAAGGGGGGGAGGAGGAGGAAGAGGAGGAAGAUGAAGAGGAGCAGAGCUUAACGACAAAGAAAGACGGAAAAAAGGAACCCGUUGGGCAAAUAAGGAAACGACGGGGUAAACGGAGGCACCGGCGCCCCCGCUGGUCCAACACCCGUGUUAAGAAACGCAAAGUGAACGAGGGAGAGGAGGUGGAGGACAGAGGGAGGGAACGAGGAGAGGGGGAGAGUGAAGAAGGGAGCGAUUCUGAGGAAUUGUGUAAAUCAGAGGAGCUUCCCAGUGAGGACGCCUGCAGUCACUGCGGACUGCCCAACCACCCGGAACUGAUCCUGCUGUGUGACUCCUGUGACAGUGGGUACCACACCGCUUGUCUGCGGCCGCCGCUCAUGUUGAUUCCAGACGGACAGUGGUUCUGUCCACCCUGCCAACAUAAGCUGCUGUGUGAGAAGCUGGAGGAGCAUCUGCUGAACCUGGACAGUGCUCUGAAGAAAAGAGAGAGAGCAGAGAGGAGGAGGGAGCGUCUGGUGUACGUGGGGAUCAGUGUGGAGAACAUCAUCCCUGAGGGGGAUGAGGUGGAAGAGGAGAAGACCACAAAGAAGAAAGAUCCCAAAAAGAGCAAAAAUCUGGGGAGGAGAUCCACCAGAACCAGGAAGCACAUCAGCUACAGGUUUGAUGACUUUGAUGAUGCCAUCGAUGAGGCUAUAGAUGAGGACAUCAGGGACCUUUGUGGGGGAGCACGGCGGGGUAGAAACCUCACGGCCAUCCUAUCAGAGGAAGGGAAGGAGAGCCAGCGGCCAAUCAGAGGCCAGGCUCAAGCUGCCAGGAACAGGAAGAGGCGGAGACUGAACGACCUGGAGAGCGACAGCACGGCAGCUGAAAGUGAAGACGAGUUCAUGCUCAGCAACAGCUCAGAGGAAGAGGAGUUUGGUGCGUCAGGGCCUGAUGAUGACGAGGAGGAAGAUGAAGAUGGCGGCAGCGAUGUAGGCAGCUUAGACAACGGGUCGCGUUCUAAACGGGCAGGGAGGGGGGCACCUAAGCCCCGCCCUGGAAAGACCCAGCGGCGGGGCAGGAAGCGGCUCAGACGGCGACGAAGACGCUCCUCAGAGGAAGAGGAGGAGACUGAGGAAGAGAUGGGCUCUGAUCAGUUCAGCGACAUGACUGACAGCGACGAUGACAAAAAUAGGCGGGGCCUGAGGCGGGGCCAGCGUCAGCAGGUAAACUACCGCGAGACGUCCGAGUCCUCCGACGCCUCCCGGGCCUCCGCCAAGAAGGUGGGGGUCCGACCCCGUGGCAGACCUUGCAAGGAGCAUCUCUCCAGCGACUACAGCGACGUCACACCGUCUUCCAGAGACUCAGAGGAGGACAAUUAUGAAGACCUAGAUGAUGAUGACAGGAGACGAAGAGCGAACAAGAGGAGAAGAGAGGAGGAAGACCCCCUGAGGAAGAGGACGAGAGGAAGGCCGAGGAGAAACCAGAACGAGGAGGAUGAGCGGGAGCGAGGGAGGCGGCUGAAAAGGAAACGGUUAGAGAAGGAGAAGGAGAGAGACAAGAGGAAGAGGGUGAAGAGGACGGACAGAGAAGAGGAGGGCCUGGAGAAGAUGGGUCGGGGGAGGAGGAGGGAGAUCCUGUCCCAGCAGAGACGCAAGCGCCUCGCUCAGAUGCUGAAGAAGAGGAGACCUUCUACUGACGAAGAGGAGGAUGAGGACGAAGAUUCUGAGUCUGAGUCUUCAUCAGAGGAGGAUCGUCCAGUCCGCAAAAGACUCAACCGCAUUGACUCUGAUGAUGAAGAGGAAGACAGGGAGGAGGAGGAGACGAUGAAGAAGUGUUCAGAGGUGGAGAGGAGGACCGACAGUGACACUCAGGAAAAGAGGAGGGGCCGGAGCCUGUCCCCUUCAAACAGACAUCGGACCCCCAGGGGCCCAGAGGAGCCAGGGGCCGAGGGUCCUGCUGCACCCAGAGACAGAGCAGAGCCCGGCUGCCACAACGGGCCCUCGCAUCCAGAGGGGGAGGGGGAGGAGGAGGGGGAGCAAAAGGAGGGGGAGGGGGAGGGGGAGCAAAAGGAGGAGCAAAAGGAGGAGGAGGGGGAGCAAAAGGAGGAGGAGGGGGAGGGCCAGACAUUAAACUCUGUCCAGAACAGUCCGCAGUCAUGAUGACGUGAACACCGUGUUUGUGAAUAAGGCUUUCUGUUUGCUUUUUUUAAGUGUCAUGCCUUUCACCCACAGACAGCGUGGAUCUGGU
Molecule: messenger RNA, 4504 nt
Organism: Trematomus bernacchii (emerald rockcod)
Lineage: Eukaryota; Metazoa; Chordata; Actinopteri; Perciformes; Nototheniidae
Gene: rsf1a
Product: remodeling and spacing factor 1a
Biological process (GO): regulation of DNA-templated transcription
Cellular component (GO): RSF complex
Source: RefSeq, a predicted model, not a curated record